Molecule: messenger RNA, 3825 nt
Organism: Gamsiella multidivaricata
Lineage: Eukaryota; Fungi; Mortierellomycota; Mortierellomycetes; Mortierellales; Mortierellaceae
Exons: 12
Coding region: 78-3563 (1161 amino acids)
Biological process (GO): positive regulation of TORC1 signaling
Cellular component (GO): cytoplasm
Molecular function (GO): protein binding
Source: RefSeq, a predicted model, not a curated record
UGCAUAUCUUUCGGCACUCGCAUAAGCACAAUCUCAAAGGAAUCCUCAACAACGCGCUGCAAUCAGGCUAGCCGGACAUGACAACUGCGAGGCCUCAUCGACUGCUAUGGUCGCCUCAUCCAAACCACAAUCAGUUUCUGAUUGGUUCGACAGAGCUGCGGCUUUUCAAGUGGACACCAGAAGAUGCUGAAGGCAAGCCGCACGCAACCCCGAUAGCGGUCAACACCGAUGUAUCUCUUAUGAAGUGCUUCACCUGGUCUCCAGACCCGAGCUACAUGGACCUCACGGCGGUUGGAUUGACUACAGGACGAACGCUACUCAUUCGGAUGCACAGAUCAGAGCCAUGGAUAUUCGAGGACAAAGGGAACGACUUCCGGCCCGAUACGCCCAGGCAGGUGUCCAUCGCCCAGAAUCAACGUACAUAUCCAUCUUUUAGUGCGCGUCAUUCCAGAGCUUGCAACGUUGUAGCAUUUUCCAAAGGCUGUCCCAAUCUGCUGGCAGUUGGACUCGAUAAAGUGCGAAACGACUACUGCUUGAUGGUCUGGGAUAUUGAGCAGGCCAUGUUCAAGGGCUCAGAGUCGAGCUAUGCCCCAUCUGGGUCAAUCACCGGAUCCAACCGCUCAGCUGUUGGAAGUUUACAGACAUCGCGAUUCGGAAGAACAGCUGAGAUCGCAGAGAGUUACUUUGAUACUCGGCUGUCGAUGAACCCACUUUCUCUAGCUGAAAACACCAGCACCGCCCGAGCACUCAAUGCCUCAAGUUUCGACCAUUCCUCAGAGAAGCCUAUGUGUCAGUAUGGGUCCAGCGAGGUUAUUUCCUCGUGUGCUUGGUUCACGCAUGAGCCCAGGGUCCUUGCAGCAGGAAUGGGCAUGAAAUAUAUACGUGUCUACGAUACCAGAGAGGACCCUAAUUCGCCAUCGUCGAUGGUCAUUUCAACAAAGGCCGUCCAUGGGCUCUGCAUGGAUCCAUUCCACGACGAGAGAAUGGCCUCUUGCACGGAUGACGGCAACAUUUCGAUUUGGGAUAUCAGAAAACCAUCUCAGCCGAUCCUUUCCUUCGACACUGGCUUACAGAAAGCGCCGUUAGUCCGAAUACAGUUCAACCCGCAGAGAUCCGGGCUGAUCGCCUCUCUCACCAAGGAAGCCUCGUGUCUGAAAGUCUGGGAUAUUCAGGAGGGAACUAUGCGUGCACCAAGAAGUGUCUCCAGGAUGGAUAGUAAUCAUAACCUCGAUGCCAGCAUGGAAAAGGGAUCUGCAAGCACAAGCGGCUUGUUAUCCAGGUCUCACGACAGGGAGGGUCUGCACACAGUCCGUGAGUCCGAGUCCGACGAGGCGGAAAUUGGUGUUCCUAUCCUAUGGAAAUCUCGUCAAACCAAGCCGUCUUCAAAAUCGCUGCAGUCGUUUGCAUGGAUCCCCACUUUUGUAUCUAAUUCCACCUCAGGAUUGAUCUCGAUUAACAAGGAGUCCCUGAUCGAGACAACUAUCCUCAAAGAGACAUCUCAGGUUGCAUGGGAGCCCAGAGGCGCGCUAGUUGUCUCGGAUGGAAAUGCGGUCUCGUGUUUCCCUAGCCAACGUACCUUGGAUGUAACAGCUCCUGAAUCAGCAUCCCAGCACGCGUUUUCAGAGAUGCGGAAGCGCAACUCUAAAAUCCUCAACCUGCAGCUUCCCGCCAGCCGCAAGGUGAACGGUGACGCAAACAGCGGCUCAGCCGUGAACUCCAGCAAUCCUCCACCAUCGAUUAGCCUCAUGCUUCCCAGUGGCCUGGCUGGACCGCCUGGCACAGAGUCCAAUAAGCUGAGCGCAAUCACCAAUGGCAUUUCGGAUCCCGCGCGAAGGGCAUCGUUGACAGCUGUAGUCAACAAUGGGUGGAUAUCAGCUGCUGCAGCCGAGGUGGGUUCAAAUCUGGAGCAGGACAUUUCAGUUACCAUGCGCGAGGGAGCCAUAAAAGGAUACUCUAUGGAUGCUGAAGCCAACAUCAACCUGGUGGCGCCUGGUGCGCUUCGGGAUUUUUGGGCUUGGAUGAUGCGAGCAGAGAAAAUUGCUCAGAAGGAUGGUGCUCGUAUCGGAAAGUUUGACUUUAGCUACCAAGGCGUCCUUCCCGUGCUCUUGGGAAGUGCAGUUUCCAGGAGAUCAACGCCAUCCGGUACCCCUCGCGCAAUGUCGCCCCUGCCUCGCACCUCGUCUGACUUGACUGGUCAGAAUUCAAAGCAAGCGGACGAAAUUCCAAUCGUGCCUACACUCAAGCUUGCACAACGCAAGCUGGCACUCAAGUUGUGUGGCUCAGAGCUGUUGCGUUCUGACCUGAAGAAGACUGUGGAAAAACUUGAGAGCGAGGGAAGCUAUGAGGUUGCUGCAGGAUGGGCCUUCUUUCAUGGUGAGCUGGAUCUCGCCAUCGAUGUGCUGAGUCGAGGAGAUGACAAACUAAAGUUGAUGUCGAUUGUUGUGGCGGGGUUCAACAGGAACCAAAGUGUCUCAGGAACGACACUGGGCGAUCUGGACAACAGCGAAAAGCCUUCGAACAGCGCAUGGAGGGAUCAAUGCCGAAGUCAUAGCCAAGGCCAAUCCAACCCUUAUAUCAGGGCUAUCUUCAGUUACAUUGCUUCAGGGGACUGGAGGGAUGUCUUGGACGAGCAGAGCCUUUCCCUGGCAGACCGUGUUGGUGUCGCGUUGAGGUUCCUGAGCGACGCUGAGUUGAUGGCCCGCAUUCAAGCAAUCUCAGAUACGCUUACCAAAGAAGGUGAAAUCGAUGGUAUUAUCCUCACAGGAUUGACGGAGACGGGUCUGGAUCUUUUUACCAACUAUGUAAAUCGCACGGGCGACAUCCAAACAGCUGCCCUGGCUUCAUCCGUAGCCGUUCCACGAUACUUUAAAGAUGUUCGCGCGGAGGAAUGGGUCGACUGCUACCGAGAUCUUUUGGAUCGCUGGCAACUCUACUAUACGCGAGCAAAGUUCGACAUUGCUCGUGGACGGUGCAUACAGCAAAGCACGUUGAGUGGUGUCUCUGCCGCGGAUAUGACGCCCACACAAAUUUACGUCCGCUGCAACUUUUGCAACCAGAGUAUUGCUCGAAAUUUGCUGAUUCCGGGGGUGCGUGGCCGAGAUGGGCGUCGAUUGAUGGUGCCCGGUGGAGGCGGACCCGGAUCUGGAGCGGGCCAUGGAGGUAUGCAUGCCCAUGAUAAGCAAGGUUCUAUGGGCGGUGCAGGAAUGGGCCAAGGUGCUGGAGGCACCGUGCCCGGAGGAGCACCAGGGACAGGUGGUGGAUCAGCUGGUAGCUCGAGCAAGGCUGUGGUAUGCCCCAGCUGUAGUAAGCCACUGCCUCGGUGCGCGAUCUGUCUCUUGCACCUCGGUGUGCCAGCAGAGGGUAAUGCUGCACUUGGUGUUUGGUCCAGUCUCGGUAACAAGGCCACAGGCGAGAAGCCCACAAGUUUUGAUCUUUGGUUCACUUGGUGUCAGACAUGUCGCCACGGUGGACAUGCGAUGCAUAUGGCAGAGUGGUUUGAUCGACAUACGCAGUGCCCUGUCAGCGAUUGCAACUGCCUCUGCUCGACUCAUGACGCCCUGUAAUUAUUCUCUGAUUGCCCAUACUCACGCAUGUUAUUAAAGACGGCUAUUCAUUAAAAAAAAAAAAACUGUCGCUGUGGUGUAUGGAGCCAAGUCUGCGCUAGUGAUGCCUUGCCAUCGCCUAUGACUCUGCCUUGAUAAUAUUUCCCCGUCUUUAAAUGCUCUUCUCCUCGCGAUCAUGUAGAGACCAACGAGAUGAAGACAGUUCUAGUGGCAGUUGACACCUUUGGCACGAUGACAUCUCUUCCGUAUCUUAUGAAUGACG